Molecule: messenger RNA, 5891 nt
Organism: Camarhynchus parvulus
Lineage: Eukaryota; Metazoa; Chordata; Aves; Passeriformes; Thraupidae
Gene: ARHGAP35
Product: Rho GTPase activating protein 35
Biological process (GO): signal transduction
Molecular function (GO): GTPase activity; GTP binding
Source: RefSeq, a predicted model, not a curated record
CCUCCCGCCGCCCCCGGCCCGGCCCGAUGCCGCCGCCGCCGCCUCUGUUUCUCCGGACCCCUCGUUGGCCGCCGCGCUCCGACGCCCUGCAGUUCCUGAAGCGUCCCCGGCGCUCCGGCCAUGGCGCCGCCGCCCCUGCCCUGAUCCCGUCCCCGCGCCGCGCCAGGGCCACCACCAUGCUCCGACCAUGAUGAUGGCCCGCAAGCAAGAUGGCCGCACGCCCACCUACAACGUCAGCGUGGUGGGACUGUCCGGCACCGAGAAGGAGAAAGGCCAAUGCGGCGUCGGCAAAUCUUGCCUUUGCAACCGAUUCGUCCGACCCAGCGCCGACGACUUCCACUUGGACCACACGUCCGUCCUCAGCACCAGUGACUUUGGAGGAAGGGUGGUCAACAAUGACCACUUCCUCUACUGGGGCGAGGUGGCCCGAGCGUUGGAGGAGUGCGUGGAGUGCAGGAUCCACGUGGUGGAACAGACGGAGUUCAUCGACGACCAGACCUUCCAACCUCACCGGAGCACGGCGUUGCAACCUUACAUCAAAAGAGCGGCGGCCACCAAGUUGGCGUCGGCCGAGAAGCUCAUGUACUUCUGCACCGACCAGCUGGGUUUGGAGCAGGACUUCGAGCAGAAGCAGAUGCCCGACGGCAAGUUGCCGGUGGACGGUUUCUUGCUCUGCGUCGACGUCAGCCGCGGCAUGAACCGCAACUUCGACGAGCAGCUCAAGUUCGUCUCCAACCUCUACAACCAACUGGCCAAGACCAAGAAACCCGUGGUGGUGGUGUUGACCAAAUGCGACGAGGGCGUCGAGCGUUACAUCCGCGACGCCCACGCCUUCGCUUUGGGCAAGAAGAACCUGCAGGUGGUGGAGACCUCGGCGCGUUCCAACGUCAACGUGGACCUGGCCUUCAGCACCUUGGUGCAGCUGGUGGACAAGAGUAGAGGCAAGGCCAAGAUCAUCCCGUACUUCGAGGCCCUCAAGCAGCAGAGCCAGCAGAUCGCCGCCGCCAAGGACAAGUACGAGUGGCUCGUCAGCCGCAUCGUCAAGAGCCACCACGAGGUCUGGCCCAACGUCAGCCGCAAGAUGCAACCGGCGCCUGAGUACCAAGACUACGUCUACUUGGAGGGCACCCAGAAGGCCAAGAAGCUCUUCCUGCAGCACGUCCAACGUCUCAAGCAGGAGCACAUCGAGCGGCGCCGCAAGGUCUACCUGGCCUUGCUGCCCCAAGCCUUGGACGCCCUCGUGCCGGAUCUGGACGAAAUCGACCACUUGAGCCGCGCCAAGGCCGAGAAGCUUCUGGAGGCCAAGCCCGAUUUUCUCAAGUGGUUCGUGGUGCUGGAGGAGACUCCUUGGGAUGCCACCAGCCACGUGGACAACGUGGACAACGAGCGCAUCCCCUUCGACCUGCUGGAGACGCCGGCGGCCGAGCAGCUCUACGAGGCGCACCUGGAGAAGCUCCGCAACGAGCGGAAGCGCGCCGAGAUGAGGAGGGCGUUCCGCGAGAACCUGGAGACCUCGCCCUUCGUCACGCCCGGCAAACCCUGGGAGGAGGCCAGGAGCUUCAUCAUGAACGAGGACUUCUACCUGUGGUUGGAGGAGUCCGUCUACAUGGACAUCUACGGGAAACACCAGAAGCAGCUGAUCGACAAAGCCAAGGAGGACUUCCAGGAGCUUCUGCUGGAGUACUCGGAGCUCUUCUACGAGCUGGAGUUGGACGCCAAGCCGAGCAAGGAGAAGAUGGGCGUCAUCCAGGAGGUUCUGGGCGAGGAGCAGAGGUUCAAAGCUCUGCAGAAGCUCCAGGCCGAACGCGACGCCCUCAUCCUCAAGCACAUCCACUUCGUCUACCACCCCACCAAGGAGACGUGUCCCAGCUGCGCCGCCUGCGUGGACGCCCGCGUGGAGCAGCUGCUGGGCUCGCGCUUCAUCCGGCACCACCGCAACAACCCCUUGGCCGACUCCAACAUCGACCGCAUCAACUUGGUCAUCCUGGGCAAGGACGGCUUGGCCCGAGAGUUGGCCAACGAGAUCCGUGCGCUCUGCACCAACGACGACAAGUACGUCAUCGAGGGCAAGAUGUACGAGUUGGCCUUGAGGCCCAUCGAGGGCAACGUCCGCCUGCCGGUCAACGCCUUCCAAACGCCGACCUUCCAACCGCACGGUUGCCUUUGCCUCUACAACUCCAAGGAGUCUCUGUCCUACGUGGUGGAGAGCAUCGAGAAGAGCCGCGAGUCCACCGUGGGUCGCCGCGACGGCCACUUGGCCCAACUGCCCUUGACGCUCAUCUUGGUCAACAAACGCGGCGGCGGCGACGCCGGCGGCGAGACCUUGCAGAGCUUGAUCCAGCAAGGCCAACAAAUCGCCAGCAAGCUCCAGUGCGUCUUCCUCGACCCGGCGUCGGCCGGCAUCGGUUACGGCCGGAACAUCAACGAGAAGCAAAUCGGCCAAGUCCUCAAGGGUUUGUUGGACGCCAAACGCAACCUCAACCUGGUGGUGGGCUCCACGCCGGGUUUGAAGGACGCGUCGGACGGCGCCGACUUGCGCGUGGUGAUGUGCUUGAUGUGCGGCGACCCGGUGAGCGCCGACGAGGUUCUCCUGCCCAUCCUCCAGGCGCAGCCGUGCCGGCCGGCGCCGGGCGGCGGCGCCGCGGUGCUGCUGGAGGCGGCGGUGGGAUCUCAACGGAGGAAGGUGGAGUUGUCCUUGUUGUCCUACCACGCGUCGUUCGGCUUGAGGAAGAGCCGGCUGGUUCACGGUUACAUCGUCUUCUACGCCGCCAAACGCAAGGCGUCCUUGGCCACCUUGCGCGCCUUCUUGGCCGACGUCCAGGACAUCGUGCCCGUCCAGCUGGUGGCUUUGGCCGACGGCUCCGCCGAUCUUCUGGACAACGACGUGAGCCGCGAGCAGUUGGCCGAGGGCGAGGAGAUCGCGCAGGAGAUCGAGGCCAGGUUCACCGCUUUGCCGUCUGGACAGCCCCAAACCAAGCUGGACGUCUUCCAACCUUUCUUCAAGGACGCUUUGGACAAGAAGAACAUCGUGGAGGCCGCCCACAUGUACGACAACGCCGCCGAGGCGUGCAGCACCGGCGAGGACGUCUUCAACUCGCCGCGCGCCGGCUCUCCGCUCUGCAACUCCAACCUGCCCGACUCCGAGGAGGACCCGGAACCUCUGCCCGGCUACAGCCCGUUCCGCGAGGAACCGCCCGUGGCCACCUUGCCCAAGGACCACUCCAAGCUGUCCAUGGAGCUGGAAGGCAACGACGGGCUGAGCUUCAUCUCGGUGGUGGGAACGUUCGAUGGAAAACCCACCAAGAUCCCGCCGCCGGUCAAACCGAAACCGCCGGUUCACUUCGACAUCAAGGGCGGCGACCUGGGCUACCUGGAGCAAAGCCACCGCGACGUCCAGCGGCGCUCGGUGUCCUCGUCCACGUGGUUGCCGCCGGAUUGCUUCGACCCUUCGGACUACGCCGAGCCCAUGGACGCGGUGGUGAAACCGCGCAACGAGGAGGAGAACAUCUACUCGGUUCCUCACGACAGCACCCAAGGCAAGAUCAUCACGGUGAGGAACAUCAACAAAGCCACGUCCAACGGCAGCGGCAACGGCUCGGACAGCGAGAUGGACACGAGCUCCUUGGAGCGCGUUCGGAAGGCGCCGGGCGUCGCCAAACCGGCGCUGUACCGGGCGCGGUGCGCGCGGCUGGGACGCUUCGCCGGUUACCGGCCGGGGCUGAGCGUCGGCAGCGACGACGAGUUGGGACCGGGCAGGAAGAAGGACGAGGAAGCGGGAGGUCAAGGUGGCUACAAAGGGGACAACGCGGUGAUGGCCUACGAGGCUGGAGACGGAGAGGAUCCGCGCAGGAGGAACAUCUUGAGGAGCCUCAGGAGGACCACCAAGAAGCCGAAGGCCAAGGCGCGCCCGUCGCUCUCCAAGGCGCCGUGGGAGAGCAGCUACUUCGGGGUGCCCCUGGCCAGCGUGGUCACCCCCGAGCGGCCGAUCCCCGUCUUCAUCGAGCGCUGCAUCCAGUACAUCGAGGCCACCGGGCUGAGCACGGAGGGGAUUUAUCGAGUGAGCGGCAACAAAUCGGAGAUGGAAAGUCUGCAGCGCCAGUUCGACCAGGAGAUCAACGUCCGCGAGCAGAAGCUGCUGGCGCUGCGCGACGUGCUCCGGAAAUUCCCGCGCGAGAAUUACGAGGUCUUCAAAUACGUCAUCGCUCACCUCAACAGGGUCAGCCAACAACACCGCGUCAACCUGAUGACCAGCGAGAACCUCUCCAUCUGCUUCUGGCCCACCUUGAUGCGACCGGACUUCAGCACCAUGGACGCCUUGACGGCCACCAGGACCUACCAGACAAUCAUCGAACUCUUCAUCCACCAGUGCCCCUUCUUCUUCUCGCUCCGGCCACCGCCGGACACGCCCGGCUCGCCCGGUCCAGCUCCGGCCACCGCCGCCGGUUCCUUCCCCCGCCGCCGCCGCCGUUGUCACCUCCUCGGACGCCGUCGCGCCGCCGCCGCCGGAACCGUUGGAGUGACCUCUUGGGGGAUGUCCGGCCAAAAUUGGGCCUCUCCAGACGGACGGACGGACGGACGGACGGACGCAGAGAUGGGGGGGAGGAUGUUGGCUGGGGAUGUUUGCCCCAGACUUUGGCCAGGCCGGACGGACGGACGGACGGACGCCGCCGGGGAGGGGCCUGGGAGGGGCUGCGAGAGGGGGUCAUCCAAGGUGGUCUGUGGUGGCCUGAAGGUCAUUCGAGGUGGUCUAAAGGUCAUCCGAGGUGGUCCAAGGUUCAUCCAAGGUUUCCCAAGGUCCAUCCCAGGAGAUCCAAGGUGGCCCAAGCUCCAUCCGAGGUUCAUCCAAGGUGGCUCAUGGUCCAUCCAAGGAGAUCCAAGGUCCAUCCAAGGUGGCCCAAAGGGGUUGAAGGUCCAGCCAACGUCAUCCGAGGUUGUCCAAUGUGCCCCAACGUGGUCCAAGGUGGCCCCAGGUCCAUCCCAGGAGAUCCCGGAUGGCCCCAACUCCAUCCGAGGUUCUCCAAGAUCCAUCCCAGGAGAUCUGAGGUGGCCCCAGGUCCAUCCCAGGUCCAUCCAAGGUGGCCCCAGCUCCAUCCAAGGUUCUCCAGGGUCCAUCUCAGAAGAUCCGAGGUGGUCCCAGGUCCAUCCAAGGUUCUCCAAGAUCUAUCCCAGGAGAUCUGAGGUUGCUCAGGGUCCAUCCAAGGUUCUCCAAGAUGGCCCCAGCUCCAUCCGAGGUUCUCCAAGGUCCAUCCCAGGAGAUCCGAGGUUGCUCAAGGUCCAUCCAAGGUUCUCCAAGGUCCAUCCAAGGUUGUCCAAGCUCCAUGCCAGGAGAUCCAGAGACCACCAGAAGCCACCUGAGGCCACCAGAAGCUCCUCAGACCCCUCAAAAAACCCCAAAAAACCCCAAAAACCCCCAAAAAUACCCCAAAACUCCCCAAAUCCGCCGAUUCCGCCCCAAAAGCACUUCCGGGGGUGGGGGAGGGGCCUGGGACCUCCCCGACCUCCCCAAAUUUGGGCUUUUCCCGCCCAAAAGAAUUCCGGAAUUUUGGGAAAAUUUGGGAAAUUUUGGGAAAAUUUGGGAAAUUUUGGGGAAAAUUUGGGGAUUUUGGGGGCGGCACUGGAAUCUCAAGGUACCAGCGGGAGCUGCCGGCUCCGCUUCGCACUUUAACGCCCCCGAGACCCCCCCGGGACAGAAAAUCCCCCAAAAAUAAAAAUUUAAAAAUUAAAAUUUAAAAAUAAAGGCUCCAAAUUUUAAUUUUUGGGGAAAAAAACCCCGGAAAAAUUGGGGAAAAAGUGAAAAAAAAAUUAAUUUUUCCCACAAAAAUUCAGAUUUUUUUCAACAAGAAAUUUUAAUUUAAGACGCCCCCAAGACAGAAAAAUCGCCAAAAAUCAAA